Messenger RNA from Exaiptasia diaphana, 1406 nucleotides. Its product is annotated as methyltransferase-like protein 17, mitochondrial. Gene Ontology annotation, cellular component: mitochondrial small ribosomal subunit. Gene Ontology annotation, biological process: translation. NCBI's taxonomy places the organism in Eukaryota, Metazoa, Cnidaria, Anthozoa, Actiniaria, Aiptasiidae. The transcript is spliced from 6 exons. The record is from RefSeq and is a predicted model, not a curated record. Gene Ontology annotation, molecular function: structural constituent of ribosome; methyltransferase activity. The coding region runs from base 1 to 414 and encodes 137 amino acids.
AUGGGAAAGUGGUUCAAAUGUUACACAAACGUGGUUACAAAGAAAUAUAUGAUGGGUAAAUCAUGUGGGGUUUUAUUCCAUACUAGGAGGACAUCUUUGAAAAAGUGGGGAUUUGUCACUGAACGGUUUUCAUACCUUGUUCUUAGAAAAGGAACUCGAAAUGAAGAAGACAAACCUUGGCCAAGAAUUCUGGAGCACGUGAAGUUGAGAGGAAGACAUGUUAUUUGCAAGCUAUGCUCAAGUAAUGGUGAUAUUGAGCAGAAGAUACUAACAAAGAAGAAGGACAGCGAUAUCUACAAGUGUGCAAGACAUCUUAGUAAAUGGGGAGACUUAAUGCCGAUAACAGAAGACAGAAAACGUCCUUUGAAGAACCCUCACGUUACUUUAACACGGCGAGGAAAGCUCAGGAAAUAACUUGUGCAAUCAAAUUUCUUAGUUGAGAGUUUUUUCGUUGACCGAGAAGGAAAAGACUAUCUAUCUAAUAAUAAAAAAACUACGAUUGUUGAGUCUGCUAACUUUUGUACUUACCAUUUUUUUUUUCACGGUCAAAUUGAAAAGCAACCAUUUUAAUGUAAUAAUCGCCAUUGAAAAUGUAUAAAAAAUUAUUUUGAAAAAUGGUUGUCGAAAAUUGAUAAGAAGCUUGAGCUAUUAUCAAGUACAUAUUGCUCAAGGGACUUCUAAAAAGAGAAUAGUUCUUGUGCUUUAUUGGAAAUACGAAUUUUGUUUCAUAGCUAUUGUCGCUGCCAGAUAAAGAGGGAAUUAUAGAUUUCUUUAAUUCUAUAUGUUUUCCAUCCAAAAAUCUCUGAAAUAAGUAAASAAAUUAGUAACACUGAAAAUUGAAAAAAUCAACAACAAUAAUAAAAAUAAUGAAGCUUAAACAAGAGAUCAUGCUCAUAGUAUAUUUUAUUUAAACUUUACCUUAAAACGAUGAUUUGUGAUUUGUUUCACAACUCCACGUCAAAUGAUUUAUCUUAUGAAUUUUGCAUUAAAAGAUUUCAAUUCCAUUAGUAUAGCAUUCUUGGAUUUCACAGUCAUUAAAAACAAGGUUCUUACAAUUAUCUGGUGUAAAGUUUUGUUUGGUUGGUUGGUUGGUUUUUUGUUGUUUGUUGUUUGUUGUUUGUCCUUGAGGAACUUUGUAAAUCAUUUCUAAGUUGUAACGCAAAAUAUUACCUUGGAUGUAUGAGUUGUUUUAUAAGUAAUGAUAAAGUUUUCAUGCUAAAACAUCUUUUUCAAAUUCAGUAUUAUUCAAACUUGGAAGAACAUUCAGUGUAGUUCGAUUCCUGUGUUAUGGUUGAGGGAAUUCCUAUAGGGCGACUCUUUCGAUCCACAUAAAUCCGCCCCUGUUAUAAGUGUCAUCUUAUUCGCUAUUUCAGUACAAUCGACAACUGUUCAUGAAAUCACAUGGA